Suncus etruscus (white-toothed pygmy shrew) is the source of this 1020-nucleotide messenger RNA. It is a transcript of the gene PHF11, whose product is annotated as PHD finger protein 11. Gene Ontology annotation, cellular component: nucleus. The transcript is spliced from 10 exons. The record is from RefSeq and is a predicted model, not a curated record. NCBI's taxonomy places the organism in Eukaryota, Metazoa, Chordata, Mammalia, Eulipotyphla, Soricidae. Gene Ontology annotation, molecular function: histone deacetylase binding; histone binding.
AUGGGGUUGUUGCUUAUAGGUGUCUUUCAAUUUGCAGAAAAGAUGAAAAUAACAUGUGUACUGUGCCCCACAGUCGAUGAGUACGACGAUGUCCUAUACAUUGCACAGUCAGAGAAUAUUGCUGCACAUGAAAACUGUCUGCUAUUUUCUUCAGCACUUGUGGAAUGUGAGGAUUGGAAUCCCUCUAAUAAAGACAGGAGUUUUGAAGUUGAAUCUGUAAAGAAAGAGAUCCGUAGAGGAAGGAAGUUGAAAUGCACUUUUUGCCGUAAAAAGGGAGCCACCAGGGGAUGUGAUGUAAAAGGCUGUGCAAAGAAUUACCACUUUUUCUGUGCCAAGAAAGACAAUGCAGUUUUCUUGACUGUUGAAUCCCAAGGAACUUAUAAACUAGCAUUGAUAUUCAGCCACCACUGGCUGCUUCACAGUGCAAACUGCCUUUCCAAGUGCAUCAAGAGCACAGAAGAGCCAGCAGAUGACAGGGAAGAACAGCAAGAUGUCACCUGGGUUCAGAGGGACAGUUCUUACUGUGUAAGGGGCAGUGUGAGCUCCAGCUGGUGCUCAGAAUUAGGUGCUCCAGAGACUCUCCUGCUGAAAAACUAUGUCAAAGCUGAUUUUCUUAAGAAAUGUAAGAAGGCAGGUCUUCUUGAUCACUUGUUUGAAGAAAUAUUAGACAAGCUGCAUUUUAUUCAAAAAAGACUAAUGGAUGAGACUGCUUCAGAAUCAGAAUAUGAAGAAAUCGAGACUUCGCUUUUUGACUGCAGAUUGUUCUCAGAUUCAUUUGUAAAAUUUCAAGCAGCAAUAAAAUAGAGAAUAAACUCUCAAUAUAAAGAAAAGCAACAGCAGUUGAAGAAAGAUACUGAGCUCCUUGAGGACCUAAAGCAGACCUUGUGUUCUGCUAAAGAAAACAGUCAUCUGACAUUAAGUCCAACUUCAACAUCUUCUCUAUCUUUGUCUGAGUAACCAUUUUCUCAGUCAGUGAUCCAGGCCUAGUUAUAAGCUGGUAGCCAUCUCAAAACCUGGCCU